AUGUUUUAUAGUCAUGAAAUCCUCACAUCCCAGAGACAUGGUGUUGCUACCGUAUGGCUGGUUGCCACGCUGGGCCACAAGAGUUCAUCCAAAAAGAUCAACAGAAAAGCCAUCUUGAACGUGGAUGUCCCUCGAGCGUGUGAUACCAUCAUGAGUCCCGAAGCUCCCAUGGCUUUACGACUCCAGGGGAACCUUCUAUAUGGCGUCACCAAGGUGUACAGUCGCCAGUGUGUCUACGCACUCGCCGACGUACAAGCCAUGCUCGACAAGAUGAAAACCGCACUCAAAAUCGUCCAUGGUAGAGGCCUGCAGGCAGAUGCUGGCAAAGCAAGACCAGAAGAACUCAUUGUCCCGUACGAUCCAGCUUUCAUUCUUGACUUCACAUUCCCCGGUCUCGAUUUUGAGUUACUCAGUCCUCUUCGCUCAAUUUCUCCCCCUAAAGCAAACCUCGACUCCAGCCUGUUAUCGUCCAACAUGAGUAUCUCAUCCCACUCUCAUAUCGAUCUCAUUACCCUUCCUCAACUGGAUGUUGACCCUUCCAACACUACCGUUGCUGGGUUUGGUGGAUUCUCUUUUGCGAGUAGCAGUGCUCAUUCUCCAGAGGGUCACAAUCUUUUUGAAGCCCUUGAGUUGGAUGGAGAAGAUGAGGGAGUUCUUCUACAACCUGACUUUUAUUUCGACGAGGACGGCAAUAUCGUGGAUCUUGUCAUGACAGGUGCCGCCAUAUCACCUGCAACACCCGUGAGACGCGGAGUGAGCCACAAAGAGACCGCAGAUAUUCUUCAAGGUCCACAGGUAAUAAGUGCUCCUGUAUUCGAGAUUCAGAACAUGCUAAUUCAGUCUGAAAUCCAGGACGUUGAUAUGAUGGCCACCACUCCUGUGAUCAAUGCUCUUGACGAUGCUCAAGAAAGUGAUGUCCAAGAGCGCGCACGACCAUCUCCAACCUGGGGCCGUCUUCCUGAUCCUGACUAUGUCGACGAAACUAUGGAGGAAAACGUUGUUUCCAACCGGAAGCACCGAUCCCCUAAGACGAUGAAAAUGGAUGUGCUCACCCAAAUCAGCCGCGACGAAUUGCUACGGUGGGAUCAUGAAUAUCUGGAAAAUAUGUCCCAUCUCGAUGAACAGAGGGCGAAUGUGAAGGGUCAAGCCCAUGCUAGAAAGAAUGCAGCAUCCUGGAUCACCGGGCGCGGCAUUGGCUCUGUGGGUAUAAGCAUGGGUAUACAUGGUUUUGCCCAUCCUCUAGAGUCAUUCUGCGGUAUUUCACUUCUCGUAGCUCUCUCGGACGAAGCACCUGUUAGCGACCAGACUCGCAAGCGCAGCUCAAGCGAAAUUUCUCAAGAUGAAGAUGGCCGUGGAAGGAAUGUCCGCCGAAGAGGUUCAGAGGAUGGAAUUCAAGUUGGCUUGGCUGACCCGCAGAAACUCACCAUGCAAGAGGAUGUCGAACUUGGCCUUGAUGCUCCGCCUUCUCUCCCCGACGAUGCUUCAUCUCAAAUGCCAUGGAAUAUCACGGCUUCGCUGCAAGGAUCCGUCGCGGGCUCUUUUAGUAUACCCCGUCCAUUUGAUAGUUAUGAUCUCUCAUCUCGGCGAUACCAACGUGGCUGGGGUAAACCAGGUAGUCGCUUCUCCAGCGCAAGUCCACUGGCGAGACGGGCUCUUCCUCAGAAUCUAUUCGGUCAUGAUAGCCUCAAUAGCCUAUCGCUCAGAGAAUUUGGGGAUUUACAUGACGACGACCUUGGUGAUUUUAUCGGGGCUGGCUCUGGUAUUUUCGCUGAGACGAAUGACAAUCUGUUCGAGAGCCAAGUCACGUUAGCUAGUCUCGAUAACAAUGACAGAAACUUCCUCGACUUUUUGCACACACGAGUUCAGGCUUCAAAGUCCGAACAAGGAUCGCUUGCUGGUUACAAAAUGACAUUCUCCGAAUUGCUGCCACCGGCCUCUACUUCUCGCGCUGUGGCAACGCAAGCGCUGUUGCAUGUGCUGGACCUUACGACCAAAGACGUUAUUCAAGUUUUGCAAGGCAAGCGUUGUCGAGGAGCUCCAUACAUUAUUGAAGAUCUGGACGAAAUACGCCUCAGUAUCAGAGAUUAG
Messenger RNA from Talaromyces marneffei, 2088 nucleotides. RefSeq lists its product as uncharacterized. The record is from RefSeq and is a predicted model, not a curated record. Gene Ontology annotation, biological process: replication-born double-strand break repair via sister chromatid exchange; mitotic sister chromatid cohesion; synaptonemal complex assembly. Gene Ontology annotation, cellular component: synaptonemal complex; cohesin complex. Gene Ontology annotation, molecular function: protein binding; chromatin binding. Lineage: Eukaryota; Fungi; Ascomycota; Eurotiomycetes; Eurotiales; Trichocomaceae. The transcript has 6 exons. Bases 1 to 2088 code for a protein of 695 amino acids.